AUGGCCAGCUUGGCCAAAUCACAACAGGGCCAUUCGAGGGUCGAGGAGAAGCGCAUGACACGCGACGGCCCCCAGCCACGAAGAGCAUUCAUCUCUGCGUCCCAACAACGACGGUCUUCCGGGUAUCCAGCAUCAUGGACAUCUAGAUGGAAACACCGCCAGCAACCUCCAUCAAUCCGAUAUCAGACUGAACCGCAGGACAGCUCACCUGGGCCGCCGGUCCUUAUUCGAAGAGAAUCCUCCCAAACACUGCUGGAUUCGGAUGAGGAGCCGGAGCUCGUCCUUCCGAAAUCCAUCCAAGUCGGCCCAGAAGUAUUAUCGGUGAACCGCUUCUACACCAACUAUGCCGCGCAAGCGAGUAUCAUGAUUUUCAGUCGGCUCCCCGAGUACUACGAUGUCGAUCUCUCUGAUGCCAGUCACGCACGACACGCCACACACGCUGUGGCUUUAGCGAGUGCCUCUCGAUCACUCCGUCAGUCAGGGCUCAUGGUCGAAGCUCGUCGACAUUACGGCAAAGCCAUUUCGACUCUGAACCAAGCCCUGCAAGACCCAGUUGCUGUGCGAGACGAUGCCAACCUGGUCACGUUGUUUUUAUUUGGCAUGUUCGAGGUCAUCAAUGGCAAGCGAGGCACAAGCACAAUUGACUUGCAAGAGAACGUAUUUCCCCACGGGGCAGGAGGCUUGCAGUUAUUCAAGUUCCGGGCAGAACAUGGCCUGACAAACGAAGUCGAUAAAGCCUGCUUCACCUUCUUCUGUCAUGCGGCGUUAAUGGAGAUGUUCAUACAACGAGACCACUUGACGCCUCUAUGGUCAAUGCUGGAAGAAGUGGAAACUCCGUGGGGCAAAGGCCCGGUUCUCGAGCCGCUUGUUCGACAGGUAGUCGAUUUCAAGAGAGCCUUUGACUUCAAGGUGCAAGUCCAAGGUAACUUGACCAGGUUAACCGAAAGCCCCCCGGAGGAUUUGCUAGACCUCAUCCGGAACGGGAUCGAUUUAAGCAGCGACCUUGAGGCAGCCGUCGCAUUCCUCGGUUUCUCUGGUGCUUCAACAUGCUCCGGACAGCAGCAGAAAGUCUUCAACGGUCUAUUCUCACUGUCGUCCGAGUCAUCCGUUGCUAUCGCGCGAAGUCAUUACCGUUCCCUUCGUGUAUACCUCUUAGAGAGGAUUAUCGAGUUACGAAACACUCUAAAAGAGAGCAGCGGCAAAGUCGCCAUAAGCUUAGGUCCUAUGCCGAGUUGGUCGGAUGGUGUCUCUGUCGUUGAAGACGUUCUCGAAGAUAUCCGAACGGUAUUCGGCCUAGAAGGGAAGAAAGAGGCGCCAACCGAGGGCAUUGCUUACAGAACCAUGACAAUGUUCUGGCCAAUGGUUAUGGUACGCACUUCAUGUUUUUCAGGCCCCCAUAAUGGUAGGUGGGUGGCAGAAAAGAUGCUUGAGUUAACCACGAAAUCGGGGUUUGGCCUCGGUGUGGAAGCUGCGAGUGCUUGA
Molecule: messenger RNA, 1482 nt
Organism: Colletotrichum abscissum
Lineage: Eukaryota; Fungi; Ascomycota; Sordariomycetes; Glomerellales; Glomerellaceae
Exons: 4
Coding region: 1-1482 (493 amino acids)
Source: RefSeq, a predicted model, not a curated record